AUGCUGAGCCUGUAUCUGACAAGAGCUGCUCUCCGGAGCCCAUUGCUCUCCCAGCAAUCUCGCCUUUUUACCUCAUCUACCCGCACCCUCCUCCCGGCCAGCUUCGCCGGACCAUUACCUUCAUAUUUUCAAAAACCCCGACUUCCGGCAAAUACAAUUGUUCGCUUUGUUCCUCAACAGACGGCAUGGAUUGUCGAGCGCAUGGGUAAAUUCAACCGCAUCCUUGAACCAGGUUUAGCCGUCUUAAUACCGUUUAUUGAUCGCAUUGCCUAUGUCAAGAGCCUCAAGGAAGCUGCUAUUGAGAUUCCUAGCCAGAGUGCUAUUACUGCCGACAAUGUGACUCUUGAACUCGAUGGUGUACUCUAUACCCGGGUGUUCGAUGCUUAUAAAGCCAGCUAUGGCGUGGAAGAUGCGGAAUAUGCCAUCUCCCAACUUGCCCAGACGACUAUGCGGUCCGAGAUCGGUCAGCUUACUCUUGACCACGUCCUCAAGGAACGUGCAGCCCUCAACACCAACAUCACUGCUGCUAUCAACGACGCCGCCGAGGCAUGGGGUCUUACGUGUUUAAGAUACGAAAUUCGAGAUAUCCACGCCCCUGGCCCCGUUGUCGAGGCCAUGCACCGACAGGUCACAGCUGAGCGAUCCAAGCGAGCGGAAAUUCUCGACUCCGAGGGCCAGCGACAGAGUGCCAUCAACAUUGCCGAGGGUAAGAAGCAGAGUGUCAUUCUUGCCUCCGAAGCUUUACGUGCCGAGCGCAUCAAUGAGGCGGAUGGUGAGGCAGAGGCAAUCCUCCUUAAGGCUCGCGCCACAGCCGAAGGUAUCAAUGCCGUCUCCAAGGCCAUUCUCGAGGGCCGGGAAGGCGCCAAGGGUGCCAUCAGCUUGACUGUGGCUGAGAAGUACGUAGAGGCCUUUGGCAACCUGGCCAAAGAGGGUACUGCUGUUGUGGUCCCUGGCAAUGUUGGUGAUAUUGGUGGCAUGAUCGCUACUGGGCUGAGCGUGUAUGGAAAAGUUGGCGAAGCCCAAGCAAAGUCCAUGGCCAAGACUGCCAUCGAUACCUCUGCUUCAACAGAGCGCGGCGACAAGAAGGAAAUCGAACAGCCUAGAUCAGAAGAAGAGGCUGCGGCCAUAAGAAAGGAUGCGUUGAAGGAGAGCAUGCUGGAUGGCUUCGAUCAAACAACUGCCAGAAAAUGA
This is a messenger RNA of Metarhizium acridum CQMa 102, 1191 nucleotides long. RefSeq names its product Stomatin (gene SLP2). The record is from RefSeq and is a predicted model, not a curated record. Gene Ontology annotation, biological process: mitochondrion organization. NCBI's taxonomy places the organism in Eukaryota, Fungi, Ascomycota, Sordariomycetes, Hypocreales, Clavicipitaceae. Gene Ontology annotation, cellular component: membrane; mitochondrion.